This is a messenger RNA of Peronospora matthiolae, 756 nucleotides long. The record is from the annotation of a GenBank genome assembly. Lineage: Eukaryota; Oomycota; Peronosporomycetes; Peronosporales; Peronosporaceae.
AUGGAAAACCUCACUCCCCUAUCUGAGGCCCAAAAGGUCGCGCUUAAUAAGCUGACCGCAUCUUUGGGUCCAGAGUACGUGGAGUUCCUUGUUUCACAAGGUCCUGAAGUGCUUAAUGCACAUGUUGAAAGCUUCAUGCAGUAUGAAGCGACCCUUUUAGGGCAGGUCCAAGACCAAAUAGCGUCGGCUAUGCCUACAAGCUACGUGUCUGUACCAGACGAAGAGGCUAAGCCUCGUCCACUUAGAGUGGAAGUGAAGAACUACUCCGGUAAGGAGGGUGAGAACCUCAUCCUCUGGAUCCGUGAGAUCGAGAUGGCCAUGAGAUCAGGUCUGAUCACGCUUAACCAUCAACAGGUCUCGCUGGCUAUCUCGAAGCUCGAUGGUAGAGCUAGAGAAUGGGCCUUGACGUGUAGCACGUCGGUGGACAUAGCUUUUCCCACAUGGGAGUCGCUCAAGUCACAAUUGGUACAGGUGUUUUCUCCACCUAACCAGGCUUACCGCGUGCGCUCACGCUUUCUUUCUACCCGCCAGGGUAAGAAUGAAUUAUCGGUCUAUGUCCAAGAGCUGCGAACGCUCAUGGCUGCAAUGCAGUCUGACCCUCUGCCUGAAGCAGUCCAUGUGACUAUCUUCAUGAAGGGUCAACGUACUGGCAUUGCCAGAACCGAGGUUUUUCGGGUUCACCCCUCUACGUUUGAAGAGGCUGUGAGAAUUGCUCUUAAUGCUGAGCAUAACUUCAAGUCGGCCAGACUUGGUUGA